CUCCCAGUCGUUUCGCAGAUUUCCCGCCAUUCUCUUUCAUCGUCAUCGAUCGUUUGAGUCCUCAACACAUCAUCCACUGCCCAAUUUCAUCUCAUCUCAUCUCACCUCAGUUCAGUGCUGUUCACCAAUAAACAACAGAAGCUCGCUCAUUUCUCAUCGCAUUCGCACCUCAUCUCACUCCAUCUCACCUCCAAUCGCUCUAGUCGUAAUAUCCAAAACCGAAAAUAAUGGCAUCAUCCGACGAGGACAAGAAGAUUGUGCUGUACCACUACUCCGCCUCGCCCUACGCGAAGCGGAUCGUGUGGUACCUAGCUCUCAGAGGCAUCCCCUACGUGCAGUGUAUGCAACCUCCAGUCCUCCCCCGCCCAGACGUAUCAAAACUAGGCCUCAACUACCGCCGCAUCCCCAUCCUCGCCAUCGGCCGCGACGUCUACCUCGACACACGCCUCAUGCUCCGCAAGCUGGAACAACUCUACCCUUCACGGCCCCGCCUCGGCGCCACCACCCCCGAACACGCAGCCGUGGAGCGCCUCCUCGAAGCCCUCAUCAUCGACUCCGUCUUCUCCAACGCAAUCAACGUGCUGCCCACCAACUUACCAAUGCUCAAAGACCCCAAACGCACCUGGUUCAAGGACCGCGAGGACUUUGUCGGCGGCAAGCUCUCCGCCGAGACGAUAGAGCGCGGGCGGCCCAACGCCGUCAACGAGAUCCGCCGCACCGUGGCGCUCCUCGAGACGACGCUGCUCGCCGACGGCCGGGACUGGGUUUCCGGCACGGAGGAGCCCUCGCUGGCGGAUAUCGAGGCCGUGUGGCUGCCGCACUGGUUAGCUUCCCUCCCCGGCGCGCUGCCGGCGGAGCACGUUUCCAAAGAGCAGUUUCCCAAAGUCUUUGCCUGGAUCGAGCGCUUCCAGAAGACGACCUCGGACGCUAGAAAGGCGGCUGGGAAGGUAGCCACGGUGUCGGGCGACGAGGCGGCGGAGAUCAUCGUCUCGUCACCGUACAAUGAAUCAACUACAGGAGGAGUCGAUGCCAAAGACUUGCUCGUGAUCGCGCAGGAUCUCAAGGCGGGCGACGAGGUGAUCGUCUGGCCCGCCGACACGGGCGCCUCGCACAAGGACACGGGGAAGCUUGUGAGCCUCGACGGGGACGAGGUCGUCUUCGAGGUCACCGGGCCCAGGGGUACCUCCGUGAGGGUCCACGCGCCGAGGCAUGGGUUCCGGGUGGAGAAGCUGGAGAGGUAUAACGCGCGCACCGGGGCGGCCGCGAAGCUGUGAUUUCUUUUUUUUCCUUUUCUUCUCCCGCGAGCGACCACGGCCCGAAGUCCUUUCUGCAACCUCCGUCAUUCGCCGGGUGCCGUUGCCGGAAGAGGAGCAUGGGUAUGUUGCUCCGGCCAAAGACCUACUCAUUCCAGAGUGUCUUUACAGGCCGGAGCGAGUGUUCGGAGGGGGAAGACUCAGAAAAGCGUUCUAUCAGAGCUCGGCGUGACACCAUGCGACGCAGUCGGUAGAAACGUGAAACAAACACCCGCGCUACAUCAUUGAUAAACUACCCAUCGAGAAUCUGGAGCAUCAUCAGACUUAUUAGAGAGGGGAGGAAU
This is a messenger RNA of Colletotrichum scovillei, 1597 nucleotides long. RefSeq names its product glutathione S-transferase. The transcript is spliced from 2 exons. The record is from RefSeq and is a predicted model, not a curated record. Bases 228 to 1274 code for a protein of 348 amino acids. NCBI's taxonomy places the organism in Eukaryota, Fungi, Ascomycota, Sordariomycetes, Glomerellales, Glomerellaceae.